UCACUGCAACCUCAAACUCCUGGACUCAAGUGAUACUCCUACCUCAGCCUCCUCAGUAAACCUUUCUUUCUUAAUUCCUUCUCCUAAGUCUAUCUAAACUCACAUAUUCAGCCCUCUGAAAACUAAAUUCAUUUAUUUCCCCAAUAUUUGCCUCAAUGCCUCUCUUCUGUGCAGGGGUACUACCCUCUUUCUUGAGAUAGGGGGCUGCCAACACUUGCACCCCGGACACUUGGCAUCACCUUCUAGGAGCAAAGCUUUCCCUUCUUUUAAGACAAUUGGGAAAGGUGAUUCUUACUCUACAAAAUUGGGAGCAUGCAAAAAAAAAAAAAAAAAAAGUAACUUGGAGCAGGAAUUUUUUCUUUUUCAUGUAGCUAGUCCCUCUCAACCAAUGGAACAAAAGACUUUGUCAGAUCGUAUUCUUGCCACUAGAAGAAUGUUUUUAAGAAAGUCUCUUUGUGCUAUCUGCUACAUCACACUCUCUCCUAUUCAGCUCACCUUUGUUAUCGGUCUUGGGACAUCCAAAGGGCAUGUUUUGUGUUUUAGAUCAUAGAAGCUUCCCUUUCUGAGACAGCUGCCUUGGCAUGGGUGUCCGGGGGAUGAGCCGGCGGCUUUUUUGUGGUGUUGUCUCACUCUUGGUCCAGUUAGUCAGCCAGCCCUCUUGGGAGGAAGUGGAGCUGGCCUCCUCCUGAUGAUGAUCGACUCUCAGUUGUUUGUAAUUUUCUCAAAAAAUAAAUACUCUGAGGCUACAGUUUCUCAGGAUUGGUCUUAACCCCAGAGUGUGUUUUGUUGUUGUUGUUUUUGGAAAGUUUCAAAAACAUCUGUUUGGAAGAGAUUAUUUCAGUGGAGAACAUGUAUGUCAGCAGUUAAAUGUCUCAGACCCAUUUUCUUUCUUUUCUUGUGUGUCCAAAUAACCCUUUAAACUGUCAAGUACCUAGACCUCAAUGAGGAAUCAAAUGAUUUUGAUAUUUUUUUUCUUGAUUUCUCCCCUUUUUCUCAGAAAAUGCCUGAGGAAAAUAAGAAGGGAUCUAGAUAUAUUUUGCAUUGCCAAGAAAAAUAAUAGGCCUUACUGUUGCCUUCACCCAACUUUGAAAUUGUACUUUGUUCAUUUCACAAUGGGACAACGUUAUACUGCAGUUAGGUUCUCCAGCUUAAGCCUUACUUGCCUUUUUUCCCUGAACAUUAAAAUAAAGUUCUCAGAUAACUGAAAUUUCUAGAAUUAUCUUUCUAAACCUAACUCACUAGGUAACUUGGUUCAAAAAGUAACUCACUUUCCCCAGAUAGUAAAUAAAAUACAUCAUACUUCCAGUGACCAAGCCCCCACCCUUCCCCAAACAUAGCCAUAUUUUUUGGUCAUAGUUCUGCUUUUACAUGAAUGAGACCCCACGCAUCCUGUUUUGGGGUCCUUAAAAUGGUACUUCUUACAACUCUGUUGUGGGGAUUAAUUGGUUAACUCCAUUCUCCCUCUCUGGAUACCUGCACCUUCUCACUCCCUCUCACUCCCAAUUCUUUUCUCCUUGUUGUUUUUGAAAGCAGGAUGGUGGCUGGCAGCAGCAACAGGAUCUGUUUCCAUUUUGAACCUUAUAAAUUACCGAGGUGCAGAAGUAACAGGAAUUGUUUGGCUGCUGCUCGUUAAGCAGGAGGGGGUCUGGGCUGAAUUUCCUCAGUAAAAUCUUUGUUGCUUUUACAACCCAAACACCUUUGUAGCCACACAGUACUCAGAUAAGAAACAACCCUCCCAUUCCUCUUUGUCUGCUUGUCCUCUUUUGCCCUUCAUUACUUUAUGUUCAUUUUCUGUCUCCCUACCGCCCUUCUACCCUCUCUUCCUCCCUCCCUUCCUUCCCUCCUUGGGGCAUGGAAGGAACAUUUGCUCUCAAUUUCCUUAAGGGGCUGGGGAAAUUGGGGCAUGACUUGAACAAGCUAGUUCCCUAAAAUCCCAUAACUGGGAACUCAUGCAAUGAUCUAUAUAAAUACCUUAUCUCAGUGGGGAAAAACAAAUUAGAGAAGUAAAGCAAGUAUCUGGAAAAUUGAGAGGAAACCAAAAGCUUACUUUUCAGUGUAAAUUUUCCCUCUAGAAAUCACUAUUAAAAUGCCCCACUGUUCUACAUCAACUCUGUUUGCUAAACACCCACUGGGUACAGAGCCCUGACAGGGGGAAAAAAUGGGAAAAAGGCUACUAUUGUGAUUAAAAGCACAGAGUUUUGGAAUCAGCCCAAACUGGGUUUCAAUGCAGGCCUACUGUUAGGCGAUCCUGGGCAAGUUAACUUCUGGAACUCAAUUUUCUCACCUGUAAAAUGGGAAUAUAGUCCUCGCCUUACAGGGUUGAUGAGAAGGUUAAAGGAAAUACGUUGUAUAAGAGCUUAGUGAGUUCCUGGAGUAGUGGCAGGCACCGCCAGCUCUCCACCACCACAGCCCCUCCCAUUUGUACUCACAUCCUUUGCAGCUUUCAUGAAUUUUACUUUGCCAAUAAUAUGACCCUUUGAUUUACUGGAUUGUUUGAAAAAGAGCAAAAGCUCUCUCUCUACACCAACGGGAAAUUAUCUUAACUUGCUAGGAAAUAACUUUUGAAAAACUUGUUUAAAAAUGUUCUUUCAAAUCCCUUUUAGAAAAUGUCUCCUUGUCCUAUCCCAGAGUAGUCCUGAAGUCUUGUGAGUCCUCUGAUGUCGAAGUCGUGGGCAAAUGGAGGAAAUACGAACCACUGGGAAAGAACUCUUGGAAAACAUGCUGAGCAUCCACAGAAUGCUAGGGGCUGGGGUCCUCCAUCUGGUUUGAAAGGGUGCUCAUUGAGCAGUGUGGAUAUGGCCCUCUUCACUCCCUCAGCAGCCAGGCAGAAAGCCAAAGGACUACAGGUCUUGGGGAAGGGAAAGGUUUAGGCUAAUCCCAAGCACUUCCCAACACAGAGCAACAGUCCCCUGUGUCAGGCAUGUUGGGUGUCUCCCGUUUCUUACAGCAGUCUCUGUGGGCAGCCUGAACUCCAGGACUGGCCAGCACAACACAUCUCUCAGUUGAGAAGCUUAACUGCUUCUCCUGAGUUUUAAAUGGUGACUGUAAAUCUUUGAGAGAGUCUCUGGUUAGGUAGAUUGAUCUAGAAGAGUUAAUGUUUUAAAUGUAUGUCACACUUCUAGAAAUAUACUAUUAAUAUUGCCACAGGCGAAUGAUCCACUGUGCAGAUCACUGGAAUGUCACCUUCAACAUUAUCCAAACUCAUUUCAAUGCCUCCCUGCCUAAUAAGGCUGUUGAUAACCCAUCCUUGUUUGUUAAUGUCCUAUAAACCCAUCAAUGAAAAGCACAGAAGCAAAAAUCUUGGGUUUGGCUGUAACAGAAGAGAGAGAGAGAGAGAGAGAGAGAGAGAGUGUGUGUAUGUGUGUGUGUGUGUGUGUGCGUGUGUGUGUGUUAGAAUAUACACUUGCCCAUGUGAUUUUGAUAAAUCUUGUAAGGACCAUAGCUUAAGAAAGACAUAAAAAAAACUGUGCCUUCUGGAACAGGAGAUGCUACUGUUCUAGGCAGAGAGGGUGGCUGAUAGCUGAGGUGUGUUGUCAGAUGGCUGGAGGUGCAGUGUGGUCUGAGCCUCAAAGCAGUGUUGUUCUGGGUGGAGAUACAACUUGGGUAAUCAAGAGUGCAGAUUUUGUGGAGACGGAAAAGUUCAAAAUUUCUAGCACUAGGAGCAGAGAGAAGUGGGAGCUAGUGAGUGAAGCGAAAACAAGGCUCUGUGCCCUGAGAAAGUGAAGUAUCUUGGCUGGCUUAUGACUUUGGGCUGUGUUUGUACCUGUGGGAGUAGAUGUUACAGACAAGCUGAGUAGAGUAGGGUGAUUGCAGGAAUAAAAGGGAGUUUACAGGGAUAUAGGCAUAGAGCUGGGGUGAGGAAAAUUAGAGCAGGAAAUAUUUCAUGAGUCACUGAGACUCUAGGAUUCAUUCACUUAGUAGCAUUCCCUGCAAGGGCAUUCAGUAUGCAUCACACACCCGGCACUGCUGUUCCACAAUAGUCAGCACUAACCACAUGGCAGGGCACAUGGCUGUGACCAGCUGGCCUUUUGCAAGCAAACGGUAAGAAUAAUCUCAUCUGUUCUAGCAUCUGUGCCAGAUAGUCACUGUCCUGUGCCAUGGAUAUGGCUGCAGGCUACGCCUCUCUGUAUCCUCUGCCCCUCAUCCUUGUUGCUGUCCAUCCACUGGGCAAAACUCCAGCAUUCUUACUACAAUAAAAUCACCUUCUAGCUAGAGAAAGAGCUCAAGGAGGCAACUUAUAAGAAGCUUCUUUUAGAUGAGAAAUGGCAUGAUAGUGUUCUUUGGUCUUCCAGCAGCAUGACCAGGUCUCUAUUUUGAAUGUUGCCAACAGGGAACAAGGGACAAAGCCAGGCCCCAUGGCCACUACAGGUGCACCCCAGGCAUCCUCAUCAUGGCCAUUGCUCUCCCUUUCUCUCUUACAACAGAGUGUUGCCGGGGACGGCAGUAUCUCUUUGUGUGACCCUGGCGGCUUAUGGAACGUUGGCUUCAGACCUUUGUGAUACACCAUGCUGCGUGGGACAAUGACGGCGUGGAGAGGAACAAGGCCUGAGGUCACACUGGCUUGCCUCCUCUUAGCCACAGCAGGCUGCUUUGCUGACUUGAACGAGGUCCCUCAGGUCACCGUCCAGCCUGCAUCCACCGUCCAGAAGCCCGGAGGCACUGUGAUCCUGGGCUGUGUCGUGGAGCCCCCAAGGAUGAAUGUAACCUGGCGCCUGAAUGGGAAGGAGCUGAAUGGCUCGGAUGAUGCUCUGGGUGUCCUCAUCACCCACGGGACCCUCGUCAUCACUGCCCUUAACAACCACACUGUGGGACGGUACCAGUGUGUGGCCCGGAUGCCUGCGGGGGCUGUGGCCAGCGUGCCAGCCACUGUGACACUAGCCAAUCUCGAGGACUUCAAGUUAGACGUGCAGCAUGUGAUUGAAGUGGAUGAGGGAAACACAGCAGUUAUUGCCUGCCACCUGCCUGAGAGCCACCCCAAAGCCCAGGUCCGGUACAGCGUCAAACAAGAGUGGCUGGAGGCCUCCAGAGGUAACUACCUGAUCAUGCCCUCGGGGAACCUCCAGAUUGUGAAUGCCAGCCAGGAGGAUGAGGGCAUGUACAAGUGUGCGGCCUACAACCCAGUGACCCAGGAAGUGAAAACCUCCGGCUCCAGCGACAGGCUGCGUGUGCGCCGUUCCACCGCUGAGGCUGCCCGCAUCAUCUACCCGCCGGAGGCCCAAACCAUCAUAGUCACCAAAGGCCAGAGUCUCAUUCUGGAGUGUGUGGCCAGUGGAAUCCCACCCCCACGGGUCACCUGGGCCAAGGAUGGGUCCAGUGUCGCCGGCUACAACAAGACGCGCUUCCUGCUGAGCAACCUCCUCAUCGACACCACCAGCGAGGAGGACUCAGGCACCUACCGCUGCAUGGCCGACAAUGGGGUUGGGCAGCCUGGGGCAGCGGUCAUCCUCUACAACGUCCAGGUGUUUGAACCCCCUGAGGUCACCAUGGAGCUGUCCCAGCUGGUCAUCCCCUGGGGCCAGAGUGCCAAGCUCACCUGUGAGGUGCGCGGGAACCCUCCGCCCUCUGUGCUGUGGCUGAGGAAUGCCACGCCCCUCAUCUCCAGCCAGCGCCUCCAGCUCUCCCGCAGGGCCCUGCGCGUGCUCAGCAUGGGGCCUGAGGACGAAGGCGUCUACCAGUGCAUGGCCGAGAACGAGGUCGGGAGUGCCCACGCCGUGGUCCAGCUGCGAACCUCCAGGCCAAGCAUAACCGCAAGGCUACGGCAGGAUGCUGAGCCGGCUACUGGCACACCUCCUGCACCACCCUCCAAACCUGGCAGCCCUGAGCAGAUGCUGAGGGGGGAACCGGCACUCCCCAGACCCCCAACAUCAGCAUGGCCUGCUUCCCUGCAGUGUCCAGGAGAGAAGGGGCAGGGGGCUCCCGCCGAGGCUCCCAUCAUCCUCAGCUCGCCCCGCACCUCCAAGACCGACUCAUAUGAACUGGUGUGGCGGCCUCGGCAUGAGGGCAGUGGCUGGGCACCAAUCCUCUACUAUGUGGUGAAACAUCGCAAGCAGGUCACAAACUCCUCUGACAAUUGGACCAUCUCUGGCAUUCCAGCCAACCAGCACCGCCUGACCCUCACCAGACUCGACCCCGGGAGCUUGUAUGAAGUGGAGAUGGCAGCUUACAACUGUGCAGGCGAGGGCCAGACAGCCAUGGUCACCUUCCGAACUGGACGGCGGCCCAAACCUGAGAUCAUGGCCAGCAAGGAGCAGCAGAUCCAGAGAGACGACCCUGGAGCCAGUCCCCAGAGCAGCAGCCAGCCCGACCACGGCCGCCUCUCCCCCCCAGAAGCUCCCGACAGGCCCACCAUCUCCACGGCCUCCGAGACCUCAGUGUACGUGACCUGGAUUCCCCGUGGGAAUGGUGGGUUCCCGAUCCAGUCCUUCCGUGUGGAGUACAAGAAGCUAAAGAAAGUGGGAGACUGGAUUCUGGCCACCAGCGCCAUCCCACCGUCGCGGCUGUCCGUGGAGAUCACAGGCCUAGAGAAAGGCACCUCCUACAAGUUUCGAGUCCGGGCUCUGAACAUGCUAGGGGAGAGCGAGCCCAGCGCCCCCUCUCGGCCCUACGUGGUGUCGGGCUACAGCGGCCGCGUGUACGAGAGGCCCGUGGCAGGUCCCUACAUCACCUUCACGGACGCGGUCAAUGAGACCACCAUCAUGCUCAAGUGGAUGUACAUCCCAGCAAGUAACAACAACACCCCAAUCCAUGGCUUCUAUAUCUAUUAUCGACCCACAGACAGUGACAAUGAUAGUGACUACAAGAAGGAUAUGGUGGAAGGGGACAGGUACUGGCACUCCAUCAGCCACCUGCAGCCAGAGACCUCCUACGACAUUAAGAUGCAGUGCUUCAAUGAAGGAGGGGAGAGCGAGUUCAGCAACGUGAUGAUCUGUGAGACCAAAGCUCGGAAGUCUUCUGGCCAGCCUGGUCGACUGCCACCCCCAACUCUGGCACCACCACAGCCGCCCCCUCCUGAAACCAUAGAGCGGCCGGUGGGCACUGGGGCCAUGGUGGCUCGCUCCAGUGACCUGCCCUAUCUGAUUGUCGGGGUCGUCCUGGGCUCCAUCGUUCUCAUCAUCGUCACCUUCAUCCCCUUCUGCUUGUGGAGGGCCUGGUCUAAGCAAAAACAUACAACAGACCUGGGUUUUCCUCGAAGUGCCCUUCCACCUUCCUCCUGCCCAUAUACUAUGGUGCCAUUGGGAGGACUCCCAGGCCACCAGACCAGCGGACAGCGCUACCUCAGUGGCAUCAGUGGACGGGCCUGUGCUAAUGGGAUCCACGUGAAUAGGGGCUGCCCCGCGGCUGCAGUGGGCUACCCGGGCAUGAAGCCGCAGCAGCACUGCCCAGGCGAGCUUCAGCAGCAGAAUGACACCAGCCGCCUGCUGAGGCAGACCCAUCUUGGCAAUGGAUAUGACCCCCAAAGUCACCAGAUCACCAGGGAUCCCGAGUCUAGCCCGGACGAGGGCUCUUUCUUAUACACCCUGCCCGAUGACUCCACUCGCCAGCUGCUGCAGCCCCACCACGACUGCUGCCAACGCCGGGAACAGCCUGCUGCUGUGGGCCAGUCAGGGGUGAGGAGAGCCCCCGACAGUCCCGUCCUAGAAGCAAUGUGGGAUCCUCCAUUUCACUCAGGGCCCCCAUGCUGCUUGGGCCUUGUACCAGUUGAAGAGGUGGACAGUCCUGACUCCUGCCAAGUGGGUGGAGGAGACUGGUGUCCCCAGCACCCCACAGGGGCCUACGUAGGACAGGAACCUGGAAUGCAGCUCUCCCCGGGGCCACCGGUGUGUGUGUCUUUUGAAACACCACUUCCCACAAUUUAGGCAGAAUCCAAUAUCCCAGAAAGACUAUAUAUAUAUAUAUAUUUUUUUUUUUAAAGAAGAGACAGAGAAAAUUGGUAUUUAUUUUUCUAUUAUAGCCAUAUUUAUAUAUUUAUGCACUUGUAAAUAAUGUAUAUGUUUUAUAAUUCUGGAGAGACAUAAGGAAUCCUACCUGUUGAGGUUGGAGAGGGAAAAGAAAGAAGCCGCCACCUAACAGGAGUCCCCCAGGAAAGCACCGCACAGGCUGGCACGGGACAGACUCCUAACCUGGGGCCUCUGCGGUGGCAGACGAGGCUGCUGGAGGCCCACAGAUAAGCUGGCAAGAGGAAGGAUCCCAGGCACAUGGUUCCUCACAACCACGAGGUUGAAAAGCAAGGGUCACGGUAUCACAGCCUGGAGACACCCACACAGAUGGCUGGAUCCGGUGCUACUGGAACAUUUUCCUACGAUGCCCAUGAGAACAGACCAAGAUGUGUACAGCACUAUGAGCAUUAAAAAACCUUCCAGAAUCAAUAAUCCGUGGCAACAUAUCUCUGUAAAAACAAACACUGUAACUUCUAAAUAAAUGUUUAGUCUUCCCUGUAA
Molecule: messenger RNA, 8438 nt
Organism: Macaca mulatta (Rhesus monkey)
Lineage: Eukaryota; Metazoa; Chordata; Mammalia; Primates; Cercopithecidae
Source: RefSeq, a predicted model, not a curated record